Molecule: messenger RNA, 2445 nt
Organism: Sipha flava (yellow sugarcane aphid)
Lineage: Eukaryota; Metazoa; Arthropoda; Insecta; Hemiptera; Aphididae
Product: protein CASC1-like
Cellular component (GO): axoneme
Molecular function (GO): microtubule binding; beta-tubulin binding
Source: RefSeq, a predicted model, not a curated record
AUGUUAGAUGUUUCAAGUAAAGUUAAUAAAGUUAAUGAGUCUGAAGAAAAAAAGAAGAGUGUAAAUAAUGUUAUGUUAAACGAUCCAGCUCAAGUCCAAUUAAAUGAAGAAAAAGGAAAACGUGAUGCAUCUAAAGAACGACAAAGUGAAAUUAACCGAAAACAAGAAAAAAAGACAUUAAAGGCACAAAAGAGUGAAGAAUUGAAGAUUCAAGAACACCAGCUUCGUGAGGAACGUUUAAAACCCACCUGUGCCAUGUUAUUAACAUUAUCCCAUAAAAAAUAUGAACACGACCAAAUGUGUCGUGACGAAUUGAACUGGAAACAUACAAUAGAGUGUAACGGUACUCCUAAUCCUAGAGUGUUGCAAGAACUUAAUACAUAUAUAUAUUUCAAGAAACAAUUAAACCAUGCUAAUGAGAAUUGGAACUUCUACGAGGACAAUUGCUUAGAUAUAUUUAACAUUAUAAAUGCGGUGGAUGACAUCGUGGAUUUACCAUUGAAUUUUAAUCAAUUUAAACUUCAGUGUUUUCGAGAAUCAAAAGACAAUUUGGGAAGACUAUUGAUAGAAAUCGUGUAUGAAGUAUGUUAUUAUCUGCUGAGUGAUUAUGAUCGCAGAAUGGAUCCAAUAGAUUUAGAAACGGUCGCUUAUCAAAAGUCUUGUGAAGCAUUUUCUGUUGGUCUGCAUGUUGUAUGCCAUAGGCCUAGAUUACGAACAGAUAAUAGAUCACCUCCAAAAUGUAAUUUCCCAGAAUGUCUGGUCAUGGUGGAUGUACCACCACAACUUUCACAACAGUAUAUGGCAAUAAUGGUUCUGUGGUUACGCUGGGAUCCUUUUAGAGACAGAAUAGUUAAGUUUGAUGUAUCAAAUUCACUUGAGUCAGAUAUUAGAGAUCUGUGGCAGUACUCUGAGGAUAUGUGGGAAGAGCGCAACCAGAUAUUAAAGACACUUAACGAAAAAAAGGAACAAAUGAAAAAAAAAAUCUGGAACAUUAAUAUGGAAGAAAAAUUAAAAUUGUUUACUGCAGUUGACCCGAGCAAUUACCCAGACGAUUUAAAAGCAUACAUUGAUGAACUGAGAGAGAAUGAAACAGAAAUUAUUAUAGAAAACAUACUAGAAUAUGAAGCAGUACAAGAAAUGGAUGAACGCCAAGAUGAGGUCGAGAUAAAAGAUGAACCUCAAAUUCCAGAAGAAGUAAAAGCAACUAAAUCAACAACACACAUAGAUUUCGAAAAAUCUCCUAGUCAAGAAAUGGAAAAAAAUCCUAUUUUAUUAAAAUAUCCAGAAAAACCAAAUGAACUCAAUCCCAGAAGAUACUGGAUUAUUGGUGGAGUAUUUAAUGUAGAAAUGUGGAAACUUCCUAUGCAACCCGUUAAACUUAAAGAUGGGUCAGUGUGUGUAUUGAUCCAAGGUCCUGCUGCACUACAACCAAUCGAUUAUUAUGAAAAAUACGAGCCGUUACAUUUUCCGUCCACAUCGUUGGUAGACCAAAAAACGGAUGUAAAGGAACAAAACCAAGAAGCUCUUGAAAGACUGACAAUGGUACAUAUCAAGUUAUCAGAAAAUGUGCUCUGGUUCGAAAACCCUAAACCAGCCAUGUGGAAUGAAGAAAAAAAAGUUUGGACUACUGAUUACAUAUAUGACGUCAGGUUCAACGAGGAGAAGCAGAUGGUAUCUUUCCGCACGGGUCGAAUGGGUUUUUUCGGGCUGGCCGUCAACCGGUACUCGAACUUUCCGUUUCAGACGUGGGAGAUACGGCCCGAGGACAGCAGCAGCCCGUACAGCGGCGUCAUUCUGUCCGUGACUUCGGCCACGGUGCUGAUUGAGUUCGCGGUACGCGGCGACCACGUUGCCAUGGUGCAGCUGCAGAACGCGACCACAGCGGUGGUGCAGGAGUUGAUCGGAGUGUACCACCGACCGGACAAGCUGGUGCGGUUGCUACGCCGCAGCGGCAUUAACCUAUUUCCCGAGCCGGACGCGUUGCACUACGUAGACGGGCGCCGGCCACCCAAGCACGCGGUUGCCGAGCGCCACACGUAUCGAUGCAUGGCUGCCCUGAGCGGCACCCACCAGUUCACCGCAUCCCAGAAGAACGUCCACGUGGCCACCGACCGGAUCGUGAUGCAGAUGAAAGAAAUACCGGUCGACGCUGCUGGUUUCGCCGCUACGGCGGACGAUGGUGGUGUAGGAGUCCCGUUCCAGAUGAUCAUGGUGACGCCGGAACGGGCCGUGCUGCUCAAGUGCAACGAGGUCGACCAAACGUUCUCGGAGGAACCGUUGAACACGGACGACGACACGCCGUUCGCACCCGACCUGUUCACGCUGGCCGCGGACACCGCAAGCACGGAUCACGUGCGCGCCGCCUUGGCCGACGUCCGUGACUUCAAGACCGUACAGACAUUGUACUACCUGUUGGACAAAAUUAAACCCUUGAGUUACACUUGA